Striga hermonthica is the source of this 1017-nucleotide messenger RNA. Lineage: Eukaryota; Viridiplantae; Streptophyta; Magnoliopsida; Lamiales; Orobanchaceae. The record is from the annotation of a GenBank genome assembly.
AUGGUGUCUGCAAUAGCAGAACUAAUUGGGAACCUAAGUCAUGUUCAUGAAGAAGGAUGCAACUUGUUUAGUGGCCAAUGGAUUUUUGAUCCUUCGCAAACCCCUUCGUACGACUCCUCGACCUGCCCUUUCAUCGAUUCUGAAUUCGAUUGCUUAAAAUUCGGCCGCUUGGAUCGAUUUUACCUCGAGUAUUCGUGGAGACCUUCGUCUUGCAAUCUACCUAGGUUUGAUGGUGUACAACUUCUAAGAAGGUGGAAAGGAAAGAACAUAAUGUUUGUGGGAGAUUCACUAAGUUUAAAUCAGUGGAAUUCUUUAGUAUGUUUGCUGCAUGCAGCAGAUCCAAAGGGCAAGACAUCCUUCGUCAGGGGUAACCCCAUAUCUUACGUAACGUUUAAGGAUUACCAAGUGAGUGUAUCUCUCUACACGAGCCAUUACUUGGUAGAUGUUGUCAAAGAAGCAAAAGGACGUAUCCUAAAACUCGACUCAAUUACACAAGGAAACGCUUGGAGAGGUAUGGACACCUUGAUAUUCAACACAUGGCAUUGGUGGCCACAUGUUGGAGAUGCUCAAGAUUGGGACUUCAUCCAAUAUGACUCCACCAUAACCAAAGAUAUGAACCGUCUAUUGGCAUUCGAGAGAGGGUUGACCACUUGGGCUAACUGGAUUGACCAAAACGUUGACCCUUCCAAGACCAAAAUCUUCUUCCAAGGGAUUUCUCCCAAUCACUACAGGGGACUAGAAUGGGGGUCAAGAUCAAGCUGCCUUGGGGAACAAAGACCCUUGAAUGGAUCAACAUACCCAACUGGGAGGCCUAAGGAAGCUAAAGUUGUCGAUAAAAUUUUGAGUAGAAUAAAGAAACCGGUUUAUCUGCUCGACGUCACAACCUUGUCACAGUUGAGAAAAGAUGGGCACCCGUCGAGAUACAGCACAGACCGUAGUGGUAACGACUGCAGCCACUGGUGCAUUCCUGGCUUGCCUGACACUUGGAAUCAACUUCUCUAUGCAGCCAUUAUUUGA